Molecule: messenger RNA, 1484 nt
Organism: Spodoptera litura
Lineage: Eukaryota; Metazoa; Arthropoda; Insecta; Lepidoptera; Noctuidae
Biological process (GO): positive regulation of autophagy of mitochondrion
Molecular function (GO): protein kinase binding
Source: RefSeq, a predicted model, not a curated record
AUAAAAAAAUGCUCACAUAAAAAUUUUAUCUCACCUAAAAGGUAAAAGUUACAUUUUAGGUGAGAUAAAAUUAAAUAGUAGUAAUAAAAUUUAAUAACAUAUUUUUUCUAUAAAAUUUAUAAAAUAUUACGAAUGUCGUCAUACAUUAUGUACGAGUCAUCCAUUCACAGCUGUCUUCGUAAACGCCACAUGUAAUGUCAUUUUUCCUACAAAUUUCGACAUUUGUCGAUUGUGGGACAAUGACAUUUGAUUUUAUGUAAACAAAUUGUUGUUCAGUUCAGUCAAGUACCUAAUUAAAAUUAUUAAAUAAACUGGAAGUAUAAACUACCAAUUUGCGUGCCUAAAAUUUUUGUUGGUACUGCGUCCUCAGUUUUACUAUGCGGGGCAUUUGUCAAAAUUGAUGCCAUCACUUUCAUCAAUAUAACAUGGAAAUCACAUUAGAAGAAAGUAAUACCGAGAAGAUAGCACCUUUACUACAUGAAUUUGUUAAACGAAUUUUAAAGGAGAGUAAAACAUAUGAUUCUAUCCAAAAAGAUUUUUUAUUUAUUAUGAUUAUUGUUUUGAUGAUAGAAAAUGGGUUCUUACUUGUUAGUGAAGAUAAGGAGGUCAUAGAUCCCAUAGCAUCUUUCAGUGUUGCCCAACUAUCCAACUGGAAAUCACCCUCUGGGAUAUAUGAAUCUACUUUCAUAAUGUCUGGAUUUAAGAACAUUACACUAAAAUUGAUUAUGAGUCCACUGGGAGCAACUGUGUUAGUGAAUUUAGUAAUAAAUGAAUUAAACUAUGAUACUUAUUCUAUUUGUAUACCCAUCAGUCGCUAUGUGGUGUCACCUCAAGCUACAUCUAUUCCAAUGAUAUUUCGGGAUUUGAAACAUUUCUCAACAACUUUCAAAAAUAAAACUGUGUCUGCUGUCAAAAGUAGAAUAUUAAGUCAUCACGGUUAUGCAAGUGCUAGUUUAAUGGGAGUGCCAGAGGAGGUACUUUUCAAUAUUAUGAUAAACCUGCCCGUGAUGGAUAUACUUAAUGUGUGUAAAGCUAACACAAGGCUGAAGGCAUUACUAGAAAGUGAUAGUUUGUGGUACUCCUUGUGUAAGAGAGAUUUUAAAAGUGAUCAACAAACAGAUGGUAGAAGUUGGAAGGAUCUGUACAAGCAACUUUAUAUCACAGAACAGGACAAGAAAUUAAGGAGCCAAAAUCGAGGAGCUGGAAGUAUGCAUGACUACAUGGACUAUUCAGAUUAUAUUUCGUAUAUUGAUAAUCCACUGUGGAAUGUUAUUAUUUAAAUUAAAUUACUUAUGUUAAUGUCGAAGCUUGUAUCUGUAUUAAUCUGAUUAAAUUACAAUGCAAUAAAAUAAAAACUUUAAAUAAUGUGAAAUAAAAAUGGUUUUGCUCAAAUUACUGUGUUAUAAACUCAUAACCAAUUCGAGAUAAUAAAUGGUGUUUAUUAUUUUUAUCUGUUCUUGCUUAUGUUGUACAUAAAAGCUUUA